UUUUUUUUUUUUUUGGUUCUUUUUUUCGGAGCUGGGGACCGAACCCAGGGCCUUGCGCUUGAAAUGUUGAUUCUUUAAUAUAAAUCAUGGACAGUCUAGAAUUUUGAUAUAAGAGUUAUAUAUUUAAUACAAGGCAACAAAUCCCUUUAAUGCCCUGCUGUUUGUCAUAUUUGAGGCUGAGUACUCUGCUGGCCUGGUAAACAGUGUAAUGGCAUUGUCCACUGUAGGGAUAGGCGACUGCAAAACAUGGACGAGCAUUUAUGUCAGAGCCGUGUAUCAGCUGCUUUGGGAACAGGAGCAGGCAUGGCGGUGGGGCAUGACUGAGAACACCAAGGCACUCUUCCUGGAGGAAGUGGUUUGGUAGCCAGAAGUGGCCCAGUGGCCCUGUGUUCUCUAAGCAUCUUCCUAAGUACACGGAAGUCUUUUUGGCUAGUCUCUAUGCUUUUUGUCACUCUUGCCUUGUCUCCACACAUCCCAGUCAGAUGACCCAGAAUACCCAAUGCUGCCAUCCUUCGCCUCUUAGUUCUGCUGUGCCAUUCCAACUUAGAUGCAGCCAAUGGCCUCCUUCCGUUGGGUGUGCUUUAUGCCAUUAGACUUGCGAUGACGAGCUUGUUUUCUAAGAGAACCCAGUGUGGCUGUCAUCAGGGAGGCUGAACCCCCCUUGGGUGCCAAUGUGUGCGUUUCUCUACAGAGGGUAGUGGAAGAUGGUGUCCUGGAAAGGUGGGAGUCGGGGAGAGAGGAACCCCUGUGACGUGGGCAGGCAACCAGUUGUCCUUGGUCUAGUGUGAUCCUGUCCUCGUGAGCUCACAACUUCACUCCCAUGUUUCCUCCACGUGCCGAGCACUGUGCUAGAGCCUUCUGAAGCUGCGGUCUGGGCACUGUGGUAAUUAUAAUAGGGUGAUCACGGUUGCCAGGGAGAGAGAGCACAUGAGGCGGUGGAAGCUGGUGACCAAGGACGAGUCCUGUUCUGGGGAACAGGAGGGCCUUGGAAACAUGCAGUUUCAGGAGAGGCCUAGGUAGGUGAGAAUGGACUGGCAGUGACUCCAUGCAGCUUGCCGUAAAAGUCUUGGGGAGCAGUCCCUCCCAAGAAGUACACAUCGUCAAUGCAGGAAGCCACCGGAUGAGGACGACCCUGCUAAAGUGGAGCAUCCAGGCCAGAUGAUGGCUGUGGCCUCGCCCCCGCCCGAGCCGGAAGACCUCCUUAUCGUGAAGCUGGAGGAGGACUCGUGGGGAUCACGCUCCAGGCCUGAGGAGAGCAGCCAUAGCUCUGUCCCUGGCCCCGAAGUUUCCCGCCUGUGUUUCAGGCAGUUCCAGUACCAGGAUGCGGCUGGACCCCAUGAGGCCUUCAGCCAGCUCUGGGCUCUCUGCUGUCGUUGGCUGAGACCUGAGCUUCGCCUGAAAGAACAGAUUCUGGAGCUGUUGGUGCUGGAGCAGUUCCUAUCUAUCUUACCCAGGGAGGUGCAGACCUGGGUGCAGGCACGACACCCCGAGAGCGGAGAGGAGGCGGUGGCCCUGGUGGAGGAUUGGCACCGAGAGGCCUGGGCUGCUGGACAGCAGGGUCUGGAGCUGUGCACUGAAGACACCAGGUCCUUUGAAGCAGUUCAGGAGUUCCAGAGGUUCCAGCUGCAGCCAGUGGCCCACUGCUCUGAGAGACAGCCCCAGAAACAGAGGGUGGAGAAGACACAUCCUGGCCUUUCCAAGAUGCCACCUGAGUCCUUGAAAGAGAGUGCUGUCUUCACACCCCAAGCCCCAAGUGUUCCAAAGAUGGCGAGCGCUGGAGAUUGGGAGAUGGCAGCCAAGUCCCAGGAAACCCUGAGCCCCAGUAGACAAGCCCAGGAGGAGCCCUGCCAGGACCCCGAAGGAGAGGAUUGUGGGAACAGUGCAUGCCUGGGAGUUCCAGCUUCAAAGCCAAGUGUCGCCUCCCAGCACGAGCAAGGAGCAGAGACUUUGGGUCUGAGCCUUCUAAAUUUUGGGACUGGGAGCGCCGCAGAUGGUAGCGUGGACAGUGAGCAAGACAAGGCAGCCCGGGGAGCAGCCCAGGCAGACGCAAGGGCCUGGGUCGAGCCAUGCCAAUGGGGCACGGAGGACAUGAAGGUGUCAGGUGUGCACUGGGGCUAUGAGGAAACCAAGGCUUUCCUGGCCAUCUUAAGUGAGUCCCCCUUCUCUGAGAAGCUCCAGACUUGUCACCAGAACCGCCAGGUAUACCGGGCCAUUGCCGAGCGGCUGAGAGCACGGGGCUUCCUGCGGACUCUGGAGCAGUGCCGCUAUAGGGUCAAAAACCUGCUACGGAAUUACCGGAAGGCCAAGAACAGUCGUCCACCAGGGACCUGCCCCUUCUACGAGGAGCUGGAGGCCCUGGUGAGGGCUCGGACAGCCAUCAGAAGAACCACAGGUGGGCCAGGAGAGGCGGUAGCACUCGCCAGGCUGGGUGACAGCGACACUGAGAUGGAUGACCAAGACGAAGGGAGCUGGGAGUCUGAGGAGGCAACGCAGGACUGCAGUGGUUCUGGUCUGGCCGCCGAGGAGUCCAUUCACGGGCCCAGGAUUGCAGGGGGCCCAGCUCUGCUCCAGAGCCGUAUUGCAGGCAUGCACUGGGGCUUCGAAGAGACCAAGGUCUUUCUGGCAAUCCUCAGUGAGUCCCCCUUCUCGGAAAAGCUUCGUACCUGUCACCAGAACAGCCAGAUAUACCGGGCCAUUGCGGAGCGGCUGCGGGCACUGGGUUUCCUGCGGACACUGGAGCAGUGCCGCUACAGAUUCAAAAACCUUCUUCGAAGCUACAGGAAAGCCAAGAGCAGUCGUCCACCGGGAAUCUGCCCUUUCUAUGAGGAGAUGGACUCACUGAUGAGGGCUCGGACUGUGAUCAGGGCCAUGGAGACGGUAGGAGAGGCCAUAGGUCUUCCUGGACCUGGGCAGAGCGGUACUGAGGCUGAUGACCAAGAGGCCUGGGGCGAGAUGGAAGACGCGGGUGCCAUUAGACUUCUGACUCCAGAUUCCCAGACUCCAGGUUUUGAGUUGAAGCCUGAGGAUGAAUACCAGAUUUCAGAGCGGGAUGAUUUGGGGGAUUCGCCUGGAGCCUUGUCAAGAUACACCAGAGAAGCUGUUUGCCAGCCUCACGGCUGGAGGGAGGACCAUGAGAAUGGAGACGAGGGGGAGUGGAGGAACACUCUCCCAUGGGACGAGUGCUCUUCUGAGGAGGACUUAGAAAAACUCAUUGACCACCAAGGCCUAUACCUCACAGAGGAACCCUACAGAUGUGACACACAUGUGAAGAGCUUCAGUCGGAAAGUGCAUUGCUUUGCCCCCCAACGGAUCCAUGCAGGUGAAAAGCCCUACAAGUGUCUGGACACUGGGAAGAGUUUUAGUGACCAUGCCAACCUCAGUACCCACCAGAGAAUCCAUGUUGGAGAGAAGCCUUACAGAUGCCUGGAGUGUGGGAAGAGCUUCAAUGACCCCUCUAACCUCAUCACCCACCAGAGAACGCACACAGGGGAAAAGCCCUAUAAAUAUGGGGUGUGUUGGAAAAGUUUCACCGAGAGCUCAAACCGACUGAAACCUCAGCGCAUCCACUUGCAAGGAACUCCUGACCAGCGAAAUGAGCCUGGGGAGGACUUUGGCCAAAGUCCAUCAUUUAGUGCUUACUGGAGAGAUUCUACACGGGAGAGACCUAAACAACCUCAGAAUAUCAGCAUGGGUGCAGACUCUCCUGGAGCCUGUCACCCCAACUCAGGGGAGAAGCUGUACCCGUGCCCUGAAUGUGGAAGGUGCUUCUCUAAGAACUCUGCCCUCAUGAGUCACCAGAGAAUCCACACAGGCGAGAAGCCAUACGAGUGUGUGGAGUGUGGGAGGAGCUUCAGUAAGAGCUCCAGCCUGGCUAACCACCUACGAACUCACACCGGUGAGAAGCCACAUAAGUGUGCGGACUGUGGAAAGUGCUUCAGCGAGCGUUCCAAGCUCAUCACCCACCAUAGGGUCCACACGGGAGAGAAGCCCUACAAGUGCCCGGAGUGUGGAAAGUUCUUCAGAGACCGGUCCAACCUCAUCACCCACCAGAGAAUUCACACAGGAGAGAAGCCGUAUAAGUGCAGAGAGUGUGGAAAGUGCUUUAACCAGAGUUCCAGUCUCAAUAUUCACCAGAGGAUCCACACCGGGGAGAAACCCUACAAGUGCACAGAAUGUGGCAAAGACUUCAACAACAGCUCCCACUUCAGUGCCCACCGCAGAACCCAUACGGGAGGGAAAGCUCCUCCCAACUGAAGAGCAAUAAUAUGUAUCUAUACCUCCCAUGUUUCUAAAACAUGCUAAAAGAAACCUUCCUAUGUUUAAGCUUGGUGUAAACUUAAAAGAUGCCAUCUUGGUAAAACUCCAGUAAUUUGGAGAUGAAUUACAACUACUAAGGAUUGAAGUUUGAAAUACUUCUCAAGUGUAAUUUGGUUUGCACACCCUCAACACACCUAGAAUCCCCAGGCUGUCCUUACAUCGGCUGUCACUUGAGAGCUUAGUCAGUGAGGCAGAUGGGUGAUGUGGGGGUUAGAGUUGAACCCAUGGCCCAACGUAUUGAUUCCAGUUUCUUCCUCUGCCUUCACUGCCCUUCCUAUGGAAAGCAGUUCUUGUUCUUGGUAGUUUGCAGUUGGGGCAAAUCCUCACAGGGAAACCUUGACUCCUCACAGUGAGAGGAGGUGUAAAUUGAGAACCAGCAAGUGAGGAAGCAGUGACAUCAUCACAGAAUAAUUAUUUAUAGCAGAAAAAGCUGUUUUUUGGCAGCCAGUACGCCAAGUGCCUUAUGUAUCAUCUCAUUUAAUCCUCAAAGCAGUCCUACUUCCCAGAGUAGAAAACCGAGGACUAGGAAAGUCAGGAGACCUGCAUUAAUAACACAUCUGAAAAUGGGGGAGGCAGAAUUUAUCAAGACUCCUGUGCCGCAGGGCCUAAGUGGUUGUGUUCCCCCAAGUCCUCUUACAUGGGGGCAGGUAGGUGGUACUAGGAUCUCAAAGUAUGAUCAUCAAGGAACUCUCCCUUUCACAAUGGAAGUUGAGAGUUCCUGCAGAUCAGAGGAUUUGGUACGUUCAGAAUUGGUGAGGCACUCUGCAUGAGGCUGAGUUGUUACCAGAGUGACGAGAGGAGUCACCAUCUUUGGAGGAAUAUGGGUGAGAGAGGUAGGUAGACAGAGCCUGGUAUAUCUUGCAGCAAGGUAGUGCCCUGGCUACAUAGUGGGUUGAAGAGUCCUUUCUCAGAUCAGUCCUGCUUCUCUACACAUGGCUGAGCACAGGUGAACAGGUCUUACCAAACAGGCCUUCCUGUAGCCAGUCAUGCCUGCCUUUUGGUCUCUCUGGCUCAUGUUUUUUUCAUUUCCAAUCCUGGUGCCUGAGGUGGAAGGAGUUGACACAUUGUCCUCUACUGAGAGGGCUUGAAAGUGGUUCCAUAUUCUAUGUUCAUGGCACCAUUUUAACUUGAACCCUCUCGUCUCAAGCUGCCCAGUGUGGUCUCUCAGACCAGCCACUCAGAUAGACAGGCCAUAGCAGGGAGGUCUAUACACAGUGAUUUUCUUGCUUGUAGCACUUUGGCUUCCAUAGUUUUUUCCUUAGGGUUUAAAAAUAAUGACUAAGGAUGACUUUGGCGUUCCUAGAUUUUUAAAGGAAGGCGACUUCCUUACAUCUACAUGUGACCUUAGAAUGCCACUCGCAUCCCAGUUACUCCAGGGCUGUGUGGCAAAUAGUGAUUGGAUAAUAGCUGGGAAGAACUUUGGAGAAAGCAUGUGAGAAAGCAGGUAGAAGGUCUUGCCACCCCCUCGAAAGGAGGUCGCUCCCUAGCCUUCUUGUACCAGAACUCCCUUCCCAGGAGCCAGUCCACCCGAGGCUACUUUCAGCCAACUCUCUUCAGUUUACCUUUCCUGGCUCAUCUUAUCUCUGAGGAUCAGGGGUCAUGGGGUGAGUUCUGGCUAGAGAUCAGCAAAUGUCUGUGGCUACAUCGGAAGAUAGAUAGAAUACCCUGGGUCUGAAAGGAAGGGUCUGGAAGUAGAGAAGAACAUUCUAGAGAAAGUUACUGAGGUACGAAGGAGCAUGGGUCCUAGGUGGAGGUAGAGGUCCAGGUUUGUAGUCUCGGGUAAGGGACUGGGAUGGUGGGAGGGUGGCAUCUGGGGUUGCAUAAGUGCUGGGUCAAGGUCAUUCUAGGUGCAGCAACAUCUCCAGCUCUUUCCUUUCACAAGUUGGAAGUUUAGCCAGGUGGGCCCUUCAUGGUGCUAAUCUCUAUCAAUCCCAGCCUCACAUUCAGCACAUGCCUUAGCUGUAAUUAAAUUGCCUAGUGCUCUUUUUCUCUCCAAA
Molecule: messenger RNA, 6314 nt
Organism: Rattus norvegicus (Norway rat)
Lineage: Eukaryota; Metazoa; Chordata; Mammalia; Rodentia; Muridae
Source: RefSeq, a predicted model, not a curated record